AUGACGGCGCAGACAGACCUUCUUCUUGCCCAGCGUGCGGCUGCGAGCAUUCCUGAGGAGCCCCAGCCCGAAUCGGCCACACCGUCACUUACAUACUCGAGCUCUGACGAACAGGAGAUUGAAGAGCCAACAAAACCGGUCCCACGUCGCCGGCGGGCGUCCACACGCCUGAUCGCCAAGAGCCCGGAAGAUGUGCAACGCAUAACCGGUGAGACGACAACGCAAUUGAUCCGGCGAUGCUGCGGCGGAGGCUGCUGUCUUGGUGGUGCCCCGAAAAAAGACAACAACGUGGAGUACGAGGCGAUCGAGCUUCCCGAUAAUGACGCAUACCGUUCUUUGAACCUCAAGAUUGACAAGAUUCCUACCACCCUCAGCGGAGUGUGCGAUGUUCCCGAGCAAACGGCUUUCCUGCAACCCGUUCGCCGGCCCUCCAAUGUUCCAUCGCCAUCCGAGCCUGCUGUGCCGUUCGGCACGGAGAGUGACACCACUUCGUCAGUGGCCGGCAUCGAAAAGACACUCCAUGACUUGACAUUGGAGAGGCUCGACACACAAAUACAACCUCCCAAAUUUGUGCAACCACACCCGCCGCACCAUGUGUUCCCCGCGCGCAUUCACAACACUCGCGAGUUGACCAAGCCUGGUGCUGAGAAGCGCACCUUCCACUUCGACCUUGAUGUCACCAACUAUCCAGAGGGUGAGGAUGUUGACUUCAAAGUCGGUGGCGCAAUCGGCGUGUCUGCGCCCAACGAGGCUUCUAUAGUGCAGGAGAUCCUCGACUUGCUCCUGGUCCCCCGAUUUCUUCGCGACAAGCCUGUGCUCCUCCGGACGACCAAGGGCCGUUGGCCAACCGUUUGGGGCGCCGACCAGGCUCGUGAGAUUGUCACCACCCGCCGCGAUCUUCUAACGUGGUGCUCCGAUGUCCAGUCAUACCCACCAACGAAGCAAAUUCUCCGUGUGCUUGCUGAGCACACCACUGACGCAACUGAGCGCAAGAUCUUACGGUACCUCUGCUCCGCCGAGGGUCAGGGCGUCUUCUGCGACUUCCGAACCGGUCCACACAUCAGUUUGAUCCAACUGCUGCACGCCUUCCCUAACGCCAAGCCACCGCUUGAUCUUCUCCUAUCCGUCCUGCAGCCACUUAUGCCCCGCUUCUACUCGUUGUCGAACGACCCUCAUGAGUCGUUCCUGACACGCGAUGGGAAGCAGCAUCGGUUGAUUGAGAUUGCCGUCACCGUUCAUGAGGCGGAGGACUGGCGCAAUGGGAGUCGGACGGGUAUUGGCUCGGGUUUCUUUCAGAGACAGGCUUUGAAGUUCAUCGAGGCUCAAGAGAAGGGGGAGAAAGACCCAGAGUUUUAUAUCCCCAUGUUCAAGGGUUUGAUGGCCAACCCGCUUGCCAAGCAGUUCGUCUCGGACGGACCGAUGCUUCUUAUUGGGGCUGGCGUCGGUAUUGCUCCGUUCAGAGGCUUCGUCCAGCGGCGUCUCAAGACGGCCAACUGUGCGAACAAGGUCUGGGUGCUCCAGGGUGUCCGUGAUUCGCUGGUGGACGAGCUGUACAGUGGCGAGUGGGGUGUCCAUGAGGAUGAAGUCAAGAAGGUUGUCCAGAGCCGCAGGGGCCCAGGAAGAUAUGUCCAGGAGGAGGUCAAGGCCCAGGCUGACCUUGUCUGGUACAUCAUCAACGCUGUCGACGGCAGAGUCUUUGUCUGCGGAAGCAGCAGGGGCAUGGGCGAGGGUGUUGAGAAGGCGCUUGUCGAGGUUGCCAUGGAGAAGGGCAACCUGGAGCAUGACGAGGCUCAGCAGUUUUGGAACUUGAAAAAGGAGACGGGCCAGUACAUUGCCGAGACUUGGUGA
Molecule: messenger RNA, 1848 nt
Organism: Podospora pseudocomata
Lineage: Eukaryota; Fungi; Ascomycota; Sordariomycetes; Sordariales; Podosporaceae
Exons: 1
Coding region: 1-1848 (615 amino acids)
Biological process (GO): homocysteine metabolic process
Cellular component (GO): cytosol
Molecular function (GO): flavin adenine dinucleotide binding; FMN binding; [methionine synthase] reductase (NADPH) activity
Source: RefSeq, a predicted model, not a curated record